Molecule: messenger RNA, 912 nt
Organism: Funneliformis mosseae
Lineage: Eukaryota; Fungi; Glomeromycota; Glomeromycetes; Glomerales; Glomeraceae
Source: the annotation of a GenBank genome assembly
AUGCGCGCGAAUUUAUCUUUUACUCUUCGACGACCGUUUAUUUUUAAUGCUAAUGUACAGCGUAUUAUUCAAAAACAAUGUAUUUUUCAACAAACUUUACGACGACCCUUAAGUACUUCACUAAAACCAGAAUGCUUUGUCGAAGAUUUGGAAGGUGAAGAUAAAGGAAUUUCUAUAAUAAAUCUUAAUCGUCCAACUACAAAGAAUGCUUUCUCAAGAAAACUUGUAAGAGAAUUUAUUGACGUUGUGGACAACUUAAGAAAUAAAAGCGAUGUUCGAGUUGUUUUAUUGAGGAGUUUGGUAGAUCGUGCAUUUUGUUCAGGAGCGGAUCUAAAGGAACGAGUUAAUAUGUCAGAACCAGAAAUUAAAGAAUUCCUUCAAAAUUUGCGAGGAGCAUUCCGAAAUCUCGAAACACUUCUCGUACCAACAAUUGCUGUAAUUGAUGGCAUUUGUUUAGGUGGGGGACUUGAGUUGGCUCUGUGUUGUGAUAUGCGCGUUGCCGGUGAACAUGCUAGACUUGGACUUCCCGAAACUAGACAUGCUAUAAUACCAGGUGCUGGUGGUACUCAGCGGUUGUCACGCGCUAUUGGUUUUGCAAAGGCUAAAGAAAUGAUAUUUACAGGGCGGACAUUAAACGCAAAAGGUGCACUUGAAGAUGGGAUUGUUAAUUAUGCAACAACGGAAGGUUCAUCGAUAGUAUUUGCAAUGAAUAUGGCAAGAGAAAUUUUGCCAUGUGGACCAAUUGCCGUUCGUAUGGCUAAAUUGGCUAUUGAUCGUGGCGGACAACUUGAUCUGGAUUCUGCAUUGGAAUUUGAACAAGAUUGUUACGCUAAGGUUAUCCCUACAGAAGACCGAGUCGAAGCAUUGAAGGCAUUUAAUGAGAAAAGAACUGCUAUCUUUAAAGGAAAAUAA